Messenger RNA from Mucor velutinosus, 1137 nucleotides. RefSeq lists its product as uncharacterized. The transcript is spliced from 5 exons. NCBI's taxonomy places the organism in Eukaryota, Fungi, Mucoromycota, Mucoromycetes, Mucorales, Mucoraceae. Gene Ontology annotation, cellular component: endoplasmic reticulum. Gene Ontology annotation, biological process: GPI anchor biosynthetic process. Bases 1 to 1137 code for a protein of 378 amino acids. The record is from RefSeq and is a predicted model, not a curated record.
AUGGUCGUAGAACAAGAGAAUUUUGAAAAGAAAUAUGCUCCACCUACCUUUGCAAGAAGACUACUAGAACGAAAUGCAAGUACAACGCUCUCAACGUCGCGCUCUACACCAUCAUUGCCCAACUUGGUGAACUAUGCGAUUUCAUCAGCAACUGCUACGCUAUCCAAGCGACAGGUAGCUGAUAUGUCGACAUCCAUGCGUCGAGGACACAGCGACUACAAUUCAGUCAAUAGAAUUACAGAGCAGCCAAAGAAGCAAAUCAUCUCCAAAAGAAGACAUUCAUUCAGCAGCUUUUUGAACGCAAAAUAUGGGAAAACAGCUAUUGUAGAUGAGGAUGAAGAUAAAUUUCGUGACGACAAAAGAGCCACCAUUUCAGCAUCUGUCAAUAGCAAUCAUCCGGCAAAUCGAACUACAGUCAAUGGCACUAUCCAUACCAAACCAAACCAGACAAAGAAGGGCCAUCGACCAAGAUCCUAUUCCGAGGUUUCUUUCAAUUUGCCGCAUGUAGAAAGAGCACCGCCUGUGGCGAUCACCAACAAGACACCGGCUUAUGAGUAUUAUGGCUUUGUCAUGUAUUUGGCAUCAUUUGUAGCAUUUGGUAUAUACUUAAUUUGGGCAUAUGUUCCUGAUGAAAUUUUGCAUAGUCUGGGCAUUACUUACUAUCCAAGUCGAUACUGGGCAUUGGCGAUACCUAUUUGGCUCAUGACGUUUGUGUGGUUUAUAUUCAUAUCCUUCAUGACGAUCAAUCUCAUGAAUACGGCACCAUUCAACUGCCUUGACUGCAUCACAGAUGAGCAUGCCAAUGUGAUGCAUUUGGAUAAUGAAGUAGUAUCUGAUCGACCAUCCGAUUGGAUACCCGAGCUUUAUGAUAUACCCAUCGGCCUUGUAAAUAAGUUUCUGUACCAACAAGGUGAAGAAGAAGAAGAGGAGGAAGACGCCAUCUUAUUUGCGAUACCAAAUGCUAAAACUAAAUCGAAAAAAGCUAAACAUACUAAUACCAAUACUACUAAUUUUAAUAAUCAAUUAAUAAUGAAUCAAUUCAGCUCGUCACCGCUGGUGGACACAGCUGAUGAAAUGAGCGAAGAAGAUGCUUUGGCACUUCGCAGAAAUAAAUACGGGAAAAGAUUUACAAAGUGA